AUGCUUGCACGGGCACGAACAGCACUCUCGCACUCGUACAGGGGACUGCGUGCCGUUUCCACGCAGGCAGACGCUGCCGCCGCCGCUCCCCCUCCUCCUCCGCCUCCUCCUGCUUCGACCCCGUCUACCUCCUCCGCUUCUGCCGCCUCUCCGUCUCGCGCACCACAACCCUCGACCUCGUCCACUCCCUCCCCUUCGUCACCCGCGGUCGCCUACACCGAGUGGGAUCCCAAUUCGACAGACCCGACGCCCGUCUGGGAGCACCACGUCCCGCUGAAACCGACGCACGGCGUGCACGUCGGGACCCUGCACCUGCGCUCCUACACCCAGUCGCGCGACGACCUCACCUUCUUCACCAACUUUGCCCUGCGCGCCGCACGCGCACUCGGCCUCCCUACCUCGGGCGCGACGUACCUCCCCACGCGGGUGUGGCUGCGCACGGUGGUGCGGAGUCCGUUCGCGCACAAGAAGAGCCAGCAGAACUUUUGGCGCCGGACGCACAAGCGCGCGAUCAAGGUCUACGACGGCGACGAGCGGAUCGUCCAGGCUUGGUUUGCGUACCUCUCUUCGCAGGCCAUGCCCGGUGUCGGCAUGAAGGCGCAGUACUGGACGUACAGGCCCGUCGGGUGGGGCAAGAACCUCGUCUCCGAGACCGAGAUGCGCGAGUACAAGCUCGGUCGCGACGUCGCCAAGGCCAAGGUCACGGCUGCGCAGGGAGCGGGCAUGGUCAAGGCGCUCGCGGACAAGCUCGCGCAGGAGUUGCAGGGCGACGUCGAGCGCGCCGAGGCCGAGGGCCAGCUCGACUCGGCCCAGCGGAAGAAGAAGGUCCUCGAGGAGGUCCCCAGCGAGAUCAAGGGCAAGGCGGACGGUGGCAACGCGGCAGCAUAG
Messenger RNA from Rhodotorula toruloides NP11, 888 nucleotides. Its product is annotated as 30S ribosomal protein s10. Gene Ontology annotation, molecular function: structural constituent of ribosome. The record is from RefSeq and is a predicted model, not a curated record. Lineage: Eukaryota; Fungi; Basidiomycota; Microbotryomycetes; Sporidiobolales; Sporidiobolaceae. The coding region runs from base 1 to 888 and encodes 295 amino acids. Gene Ontology annotation, biological process: translation. Gene Ontology annotation, cellular component: ribosome; mitochondrion; small ribosomal subunit. The transcript is spliced from 2 exons.